Phycodurus eques (leafy seadragon) is the source of this 3454-nucleotide messenger RNA. It is a transcript of the gene htr2aa, whose product is annotated as 5-hydroxytryptamine (serotonin) receptor 2A, genome duplicate a. Lineage: Eukaryota; Metazoa; Chordata; Actinopteri; Syngnathiformes; Syngnathidae. Gene Ontology annotation, molecular function: G protein-coupled serotonin receptor activity; neurotransmitter receptor activity. Gene Ontology annotation, biological process: chemical synaptic transmission; G protein-coupled receptor signaling pathway, coupled to cyclic nucleotide second messenger. The coding region runs from base 587 to 1996 and encodes 469 amino acids. The record is from RefSeq and is a predicted model, not a curated record. Gene Ontology annotation, cellular component: dendrite; plasma membrane. The transcript has 3 exons.
GAGCGAAGGCGAGUGACAGCGUGAAGGAGACGACCAGCAGAAAUAUAUUCCAGCUCUCUUAAUUCCCUUCAGACUCCCCCCACAUCCCCUAAGAAACCUGCAGGAGGUCCUCAGUGGAGAAGCUUAUGAAGGAAUAUUUGGUGUUUUCGUCAAUCACGUAUGUCAAAGUCUCCGAGCUUCAGGUGAGUGUCAAGACCGCAAGGACACACGUGUAGGUAGGAAGGUAGGCAAAACCCUGCCUUGUGUCGGCUAUUUCUCCAGAAGUUUAUCGGAAACUCUGGAUUACGACUCCUAAUUCAAAUCUCCCACCUUGAGGGAAGCGAACCCUGCCAGUGUGUCCUCAAAUGGAUCCUACUAGCAAGGAUGAAGACAGGGAAUAAUCACUGAGUUGUUCAGUGGUCGCAUCACAAUGCCUUUAUCCGGGUUGCGCCUGUUCAUCUAUUUAACAUCCUUAGGAGAUUAGAUUUUUUUUGGAUUUUUUUUAAAAAUGGGAUGGUGGCAUUCACCGAGUGCUGACUGGGCUUUCAGAGAGCCAAACACUGCAACGUUCGACCCGUUUCCCAGACCCUGAGGGGCCGGUAAAACCAUGAACCUGCGGGGUGGCAGCAAUGUGUCGGAGCUCAUCUCUCAAACCCUGGUUGUCGGAACCCCCCCAGAGGUCCUGGAACCCAACUUGUGGCCCUCGCAUGGGUUCCGACCGGGCCCUGCUAACACCAGCCAUGCCAAGUGUUCUUACGUCGGGAACAGCUCCAACGAGGACAGGGGUGGCUGGUUCUGCCAGGAUGUGGCGAAGGCGAGCAAGAACUGGGCGGCGCUGCUGAUCCUGGCAGUGAUCGGCGUCACCGUGAUGGGCAACAUCCUGGUCAUUCUGGCUGUCUCCUUAGAGAAGAAACUCCAGAAUGCAACCAACUACUUCUUGAUGUCUCUGGCCGUGGCAGACAUGCUCCUGGGCAUGUUGGUCAUGCCGGUCUCCAUGGUGACUAUCCUCUACGAUUACGGAUGGCCUCUGCCGUCAGAGCUGUGUCCUGUGUGGAUCUACCUGGACGUGCUCUUCUCGACGGCAUCCAUCAUGCAUCUGUGUGCCAUCUCGCUGGACCGCUACAUCGCCAUCCGGAACCCCAUCCACCACAGCCGCUUCAACUCGCGCACCAAGGCCCGCAUCAAGAUCAUGGCCGUGUGGACCAUUUCGGCGGGUAUCUCCAUGCCCAUCCCGGUGAUGGGACUGCGUGACCGGUCCAAGGUGUUCAAGGACGGCAGCUGCCUGCUGACCGACGACAGCUUCGUGCUCGCCGGCUCCUUCGUGGCCUUCUUCGUGCCGCUCACCAUCAUGGUGGUCACCUACUUCCUGACCAUCCGGGCCCUCCAGAACGAGGCCACCCUGUGCUUGGACCAGCUGGUCCCGCGGCCUAAGUGGGGCGCUGCCUUCACGCUCAGCUUCUUCCCGCAGGCCUCGCUGUCUUCCGAGAAACUGGUGAGGCGGGAAGCGGGCGGCUGCCGAGGGAGCGGGAGCGGAGGUCCGGUGGGUUCUUUCUUUGGGGGGCGCACCAUGCAGUCCAUUAGUAACGAGCAGAAGGCAUCCAAGGUCCUGGGAGUGGUCUUCUUCCUCUUUGUGGUCAUGUGGUGCCCCUUCUUCAUCACCAACGUGCUGGUGGCGGUGUGCGAUGCGCCGGCCUGCGACGCCGCCCUCAUGGGGGGCCUGCUCAACGUGUUCGUGUGGGUGGGCUACCUGUCGUCCGCCGUCAAUCCGCUUGUGUACACGCUGUUCAACAAGACAUACCGCGCCGCCUUUCUGCGCUACCUGCGCUGCCGCUACGCGCCGCCCUCCAAGAAGCCCCUCCAGCUCAUCCUGGUCAACACCAUCCCCCCAAUGGCAUACCCCUCCAUCGAGGGAAUACACAAUGUAUCCCCGCUCCCCGAUUUCUCCGUUGACUGUCGGGAAAAAGAGCCCCAAGAACUGGACAGAACGAUGGGAGACAAAGACGAAAGCUGCGUGUGAGCAGCGAGUUAACGGUCCUCUAUGCACACUAAGCACAGCCCGAACUUGAUUAGCAUUAGCUAAAGCAAAAACUUCCCAUCUAAGUCGGAUUUAUUCUAAUUCUCACUGUUGCAUUGAAACACCAAGCACAGCCCUAACAUUAAUUAGCCUAACCUAAUAAGCAUUCAAAUUAGCUUAACAUUAGCUUUAGCAUUAGUGUAUCUGUAUUAGGUAAUCCGUAAACAUUAUCCCCUUUGACAUUGUCCAUUUAAAUUAGCUUUUGUCAUAACCUAUUGUGUACAAACACCAAGCAUAGCCCGAAUAUGAUUAUCAUUUGCUUAGCAUUAGCAUUGAUCUGGAAAUCCCUUUCAAUCUGCCAACUAAAACGGCUUUUUUCCUGGAUUCUAAUUGUCACAAACAAACACGAAGCACAGACCAAACAUGAUUAGCAAUAAAAAUAGCUCAGCAUUAUAUUACAUAGCAAGGUACUGUAGCCUGACUACAAAAAGCAUAAAAAGGUAUCAUUUUCAAAUCGUACUUCUUAACACGCUAACAGUUGCUAUUCUCACAUAUAGUAACAAUCCAUGAUUUUUUUUCGAUAUGAUGUCAGAUUUAUUCAUACUUGUGUGUACCAAAAAUGGGGAAAUUCUGUCAAAAAUGGCAAUUGUGGCAAAAAUGGGAGUUGUGAUAAAAAAAAUAAAAAAAAUACUGCUGCCCAAAAACAGGAAUUGCGCAAUAAAUGGGAGCUUUGUCAAAAACUGGUAUUUUAAAAAAAAAAAAAAAAAAAAAAAAAAAAAAGGAUCAUGUUGAAAUGGGAAUCGUGUCAAAAUACUGAUUGGGCUAAAAAAAUAAAUAAAUAAAACAUUUCUUUUGACAAAAAUGGGAAUUGUGCUUACUAAUUGGAAUUUGACAUGAACACGACUUUAAAAAAAAUUACAUUUUGUUAGAAAAAUGCAAAUUGUGCAAAAAAUGGCAAUUGUGUCAAAAGUGCCAAAUGUGCCAUAAGUGUGAAUUGUGCCAGAGUCGUUAAAUGUGUCAAAAAUGCGGAUUACGUCAAAAACCGGCCAUGUUGGCAACUGAAAGGAUUUCUGUUAGACCAGAAAAAAGUGUAACAAUGGUGGUCCUUGCAUGGAUGUGUGAAGUGGGGACACAAGUGAGGAUCUGAUGUCUGAUGUCAUGUUUAUAUGCACAUAUGUACAAAUUAUGAUGUAUAAUAAGUGUCCAGUAUGUAAAGCUAUAUUUUAUAUUCUGGGCAGAGCUGUGUAAAUAAACUCAAGAGUUAGUUUUUCAAAUCAGUGAGAUGAUGGGGAUAACAAGCGCAACGUGCUGUCAGCGUCAGUGUGAACCACUCACGCGGAACAUUCCAGAAUCACAAAGAAACUGCGGGAUUAUUUUCAGUGGGAUGAUGAAAAAAAGGUGCGUGGAAGAUGAAAGGAGCUCAGAGUCCAAUCAUCUUUCUUUUUGUCAAAUGCCAAUAAA